Messenger RNA from Charadrius vociferus (killdeer), 2250 nucleotides. It is a transcript of the gene KL, whose product is annotated as klotho. The record is from RefSeq and is a predicted model, not a curated record. NCBI's taxonomy places the organism in Eukaryota, Metazoa, Chordata, Aves, Charadriiformes, Charadriidae. Gene Ontology annotation, biological process: carbohydrate metabolic process. The transcript has 5 exons. The coding region runs from base 1 to 2250 and encodes 749 amino acids. Gene Ontology annotation, molecular function: beta-glucosidase activity.
AUGCCUGAAGAUAACGCCCAUGCUAAAGUCUGGCAUCUCUACAAUGACCAUUUUCGUCCAACUCAAAGAGGAAAAGUGUCCAUUGCCCUUAGCUCCCACUGGAUAAAACCACGACAUAUGACUGAAAAAAACAUAAAAGAAUGUCAAAAAUCCCUUGAUUUUGUGCUCGGGUGGUUUGCUAAGCCCAUAUUUAUUGAUGGUGACUAUCCAGAGAGCAUGAGGAGCAACCUCUCAUCUCUGUUGCCUGAAUUCAGUGAAGUUGAGCAGAAAUAUAUCAAGGGAACAGCAGACUUUUUUGCUCUUUCUUUUGGAGCUACCCUGAGCUUCCAGCUCUUGGACUCCCACAUGAAAUUCCAGCAGUUGGAAUCAAUAAGCCUGAGGCAGCUCCUGUACUGGAUAAGCAGUGAAUAUAACAACCCCCAGAUAUUCAUUGUGGAGAACAGCUGGUUUGUUUCUGGUAGCACCAAGAGAGAUGAUGCCAAAUAUAUUUACUAUCUUAAAAAGUUCAUUAUGGAAACUUUAAAAGCCAUCCGGUACGACGGAGUUAAUGUGUUUGGCUACACAGUCUGGUCCCUCCUGGAUGGCUUUGAAUGGCACAGGGGAUACAGCAUUCGACGUGGAUUGUUUUAUGUUGAUUUUCAAAGCCACGACAAGAAGUUGAUGCCCAAAUCUUCUGUCUUGUUCUAUCAAAAGCUGAUAGAAAAAAAUGGUUUCCCACCUUUGCCUGAAAACCAGCCCACGGAAGGGAUUUUUCCCUGUGGCUUUGCUUGGGGAAUUGUUGACAACUACAUUCAGGUAGACACGACACCCACCCAGUUUCUUGACUCUAAUGUUUACAUGUGGGACGUUCACCAGACGAAGAAGCUUAUUAAAGUGAAUGGAGUUUUCACCUCCAGACGCAAGCGCCACUGUGUUGACUUUGCUGCUAUGAGACUCCAGAUCUCUCUUCUGCAGGAAAUGCAUGUCACACACUUCCAUUUUUCACUGAAAUGGUCUUUAAUCCUUCCUUUAGGUAACCUUUCUCUAGUCAACCACACACUUGUACAUUAUUAUCAGUGUUUUGCUAGUGAACUUCUCAGAGCUAACAUAACUCCUGUUGUUGCUUUAUGGCAACCUAUGGCCGAGAAUCAAGAGCUUCCAGUUUCCCUUGCCAAAUAUGGAGCUUGGGAAAACCCAGAAACCAUUCAAGCUUUUGUUGAGUAUGCCAAAUUCUGCUUUACAAGUCUUGGGGGCCAUGUCAAAUUUUGGAUCACAAUGAAUGAACCGCCUGUGAAAAACUUGACAUACACCGCAGGGCACAACCUGUUGAAAGCCCAUGCGAAAGCAUGGCAUCUGUAUGACAAAGAAUUCAGGAGAUCUCAGAAGGGUAAAAUAUCUAUAGCUCUGCAAGCUGACUGGGUAGAACCAGCUUGUCCCUUUUCCAGGAAUGACCAAGAAGUUGCUGACAGAAUUUUAGAGUUUGACAUCGGCUGGCUUGCAGAGCCCAUCUUUGGGAAAGGUGACUACCCACAGGUGAUGAGAGCAUGGCUUCACCGAAGAAACAGCGUUGACCUGUAUAAUUUCCACUUGCCUUAUUUCUCAGAAGAUGAAAAGAAGUUAAUCCAGGGCUCAUUUGAUUUUUUUGCCUUGAGUCACUACACUACUACCCUCGUGGGCUGGGAGAAAGAAGAUGCAUUAAAAUAUGACCACUAUCUUGAAGUUCAAAUGAUCAAUGACAUCACAUGGCUGCACUCCCCCAGCAGAGCUGCAGUAGUGCCCUGGGGACUGCGUAAAUUGCUGAAGUGGGUUAAAUCAAAGUAUGGCGAUGUCCCAGUUUACGUUACGGCUAAUGGAAUUGAUGAUGACCAGAAUAUGGUGCAUGAUAAGCUCAGAGUGUAUUACAUACAGAAUUACAUCAAUGAAGCUUUAAAAGCUUACAGCUUGGAUAACGUUAACCUGCAAGGAUAUUUUGUCUAUUCUUUUAAUGACAAGACUGCUCCUAAAUAUGGUCUUUACAGUUAUGUUGCAAAUCAAUACGAACCAAAGCCUUCUAUGAAACAUUACAGAGAAAUAAUUGACAAUAACGGUUUUCCUGGUCCUGAAACUCCUGAGUUGCUGUGCCGAGAAGAGAUUGCCUCAUGUUCUGAAUGCCACUUCUUCCGAACCAGAAAAUCAUUAUUAGCCUUUAUCUCUUUCAUAUUUGUUGCUUUUAUUGUUACUAUAUUCUUCAUUACUUACUACUCCAAGAGGGUAGAAAGAAGGUAUAAAUAG